Messenger RNA from Solea senegalensis (Senegalese sole), 2385 nucleotides. RefSeq names its product apoptosis antagonizing transcription factor (gene aatf). Bases 81 to 1694 code for a protein of 537 amino acids. The record is from RefSeq and is a predicted model, not a curated record. Gene Ontology annotation, biological process: regulation of transcription by RNA polymerase II. NCBI's taxonomy places the organism in Eukaryota, Metazoa, Chordata, Actinopteri, Pleuronectiformes, Soleidae. Gene Ontology annotation, cellular component: nucleolus; nucleus. The transcript has 2 exons.
CACCCGCACACACACACACUCCUGGGAUCCAGCGUCUUCACACUUCGCACGUGCGAGUUGUUGUCCUCGUGUCGUCGGUCAUGGCGGCUUCCUUCUCUCAGCAGCUCGAGGAUUUGUUGAAUCCGCUGCCGAAGUUCGUGGAUCCGGAGGACGGUGAUGAAGACGAAACGACCAAAGCCAGAGUGGUGGAGAAGUUCAAUGAUGAAGAUGAAGAUGAUGAUGACGAAGGUGGACUCGGUCGAAGUUCUCUGCGGAAGAACAACGCGACCCUGCUCUCUGACACCGACCGACGCUACGUGGGUAAAACAGUGUCCCGGAAACAGCUGGAGGAGGAAGAUGAUGAUGAUGAUGAAGGUGAGGAGGAAGAAGAUGAGGAGGAGGAGGGUAGCAUUGAAGAGUUGGAAGAAGGUGAGGAGGAGGAGGUGGAUGGAAUUGAUGUAGAUGAUGAGGAAGAAGCUGGACUGAAAGUUUGUGACACCACCUUCCCUGAAGGUGUGGAUUUCCAUAAACUGACGGAAGGCAUGGACGACCUGGGAGUGAGUGAAGAUGACGACGAUGAUGAUGAUGACGACGACGACAAUGAUGAUGAGACUGAAGACAGCGAUGAAGAGGGAGAUGGUGAUGAAAUGGUAGAUGAAGACGGUGAGGAAGUGGUGCGCACUUUCUCCAAAGAGAAGGUGGACGAGGAGGUGGCGAAAGGCAGAGCCGUGAAGAACCAGCUGGUUCUGUGGGACCAACUCCUCGAGGGACGAAUCAAAAUGCAGAAAGCUCUGGUAACGGCCAAUCAACUUCCACAGCCGCAGAUGCUCCCGGAGUUCAAGAAGAGGGGCGGGGCUGAGCUGGCAGCGCCGCUCAAGAAUGCCCACAAAGCUUUGAAGGCCCUGCAGAGGACUUUGCUGGAGCUGCAGGAUGAGCUGCUCUGUCAGAACUCAGACACCAGGGCAGUCGCGCUGGGGGACACGGACGCCACGGGUGAAGACGAGGACAUCGACAGUGAUGAGGACAAGGAAGAGGAGGAGACGGUGAAGGACGUAAGACCACCAAAGCGGAAACUGGAGAUGACAGAGUAUCCGGACUUCAUGGCCAAACGCUUUGCCGCCUUCCAGCCAUACCAGAACACCACGCUGCAGAAGUGGCACGACAAAACCCGACUGACCACCGGGAAGAGCAGCAAAGGCUUCGGAGCGUUUGACCGGAACAUUCUGACGCAGGUGGAGCAGGUGCUGAUGGACAAAGAGCGGCUGCUGCGGCGCACGCAAACCCGCCGCUCAGAAUACCGGACCCUCGGGAAGAAGGAGGUGUCCCCGCUCGAGACCGUCCCUGCUGAGGAUGGGGACACCGCACAACCACAACUGAAGGCCAACACACACCUCAAAGAAUUGGACGAGGACAUAUUUGACGAUGACGACUUCUAUCACCAGCUGCUGAGGGAACUCAUUGAGCGCAAGACGAGCGCGGCCGAUCCCAACGACCAGGUGGCCAUGGGCCGGCAGUGGCUGGCCAUCCAGAAGCUACGCAGCAAGAUCAAGAAGAAGGUGGACACCAAGGCCAGCAAGGGACGCAAGGUCCGCUUCCACGUCCACAGCAAGCUGGUGAACUUCAUGGCACCAGUCGACCACAGCGCCAUGGACGACGAGGCACGCAGUGAACUGUAUCGAGGACUCUUUGGUCGGAACUCUGCGGUCAGAGAGUGACGGUGAGGACGUUCUCAUGUGACGGUGACGUGAGGACGUUCUCAUGAGAGAGUGACGGUGAGGACGUUCUCAUGUGACGGUGACGUGAGGACGUUCUCAUGAGAGAGUGACGGUGAGGAUGUUCUCAUGUGACGGAGGAUAUUCUCAUGUGACGGUGGCGGUGAGGACGUUCUCAUGAGACAGUGACAGUGAGGACGUUCUCAUGAGACACGUGAGGAUGUUCUCAUGAGACGGUGACGUGAGGACGUUCUCAUGAGACAGUGACGAUGAGGAUGUUCUCAUGAGACAUGUGAGGACGUUCUUGUGUCGGGACACAAACCAAGUAUUCUUUGUCUUUGCACACAGAAAAGACGCAGCGCAGCAGAACCCGUUUCCUGUUGGUGUGGACGAUGAUGGACAGUUUCAGGAAUAAAAUGGAUGCAGAGAAAACAAACAUCAUACAUCUACGUCACAUGAUCACGUCUUUAUCUCAGAGACAGACUUUUCCAACAGGAAGCUGAAGUUUGUAAACCACUCACUCUCCCACACCAAAGUCCACAGAGAACAUUCACACACACAGGAGUUGUUGAGUUCUAAUGUCUGAUUUUGUCCUUUGUCUCUGUGACGUUUACAAACUUCAGUUCCCUGUUAAAAACAUGUUCUUAAGAUAUUGAACACCUGAACUAUAUUCAAGUAAAUUGUUUUACAUCAA